GGGCUCUCCUCCCGCACUAUCUCUGUUGCAGCCAUAUGUACAGAUUCUUAAGAGACAUGAAGUCACGGAGGAGCUGCUGGUCUGUCCUGCUGUUCCUCGGUUUCUCCCACACUCUUCUCAUUGACAUUCCUCAGGAUUCAGUCAAUGGAACUGUCAGUCAUUCUGUCCUUCUGCCCGUCUCCUAUAGGCUCCAGGGGCCAUUCCCCUUUCCUCUGUCCAUUCAGUGGAAUUUCAGUAACAACCCUAAUAUACUCACCACCUACACAGUGACUAACUGCUCUGUCAGUGCUGAGGGGAUUCCCAUCUGCUGCUCUGGACAUAAUUAUACACAUCUCGCAUACCAAGGCCGGACUGUAUUUUUCCCUGAAAAUGCUUCUCUGCUCCUUCAGAACCUGCAGCUCAAUGACAGCGGAGUCUACAGCGUCACCUUCAAAGUACCACAGCAAACCAGACACAUCACAUUAAAUGUAUCUGAAUCUCACCUGAACCGUGGAAAUGCAGAGGGUGGAACAAGAAAAGAAACUAAUCAACAUCCAGACCUUCUCCUUGGACUUCAGAUCACUGGAGGCUUCAGUUUCCUCCUGCUCUUUCUGUUGCUGUUCUUCUGCUGCAGAUGGCAUAAGGGUACAAUUCAGCAGAGGAGGACAAGAAUCAUAAAGCAAAAAGAAGAGGUCCCAAACCGUGAGGAAUCUCACAUGGAAAGUUCAUUACCAAUGACGGUAUCAACAAUUUAUGCAAGGAUUGGAGAAGAUGCUGGGCAGAGGCAGCGCAGAUCAGUCACAGACUGAAUAUGCCUCUUUAAGCUUCUCUUAACAGCAGCUGUAACCCCAACGUGCACAGUUGGUUUUAGGCAUGAUCAGCACAUGCAGUUACUCUGGGAGCCACACAGUUCAAGAGCUCUGCUGUAAAUAAUCAAAUUAUCCUAUUUAAUGGGAACAGUACAUAAUGGCAAUAUUGUUUAGGUGGUUUUUCCAGACUUCCGAGCUUUUCAGAAGAGUGUAUUUUACACAUGUAAAUAGAUGAUGGAUUAAAUCCAAAGUGUCUUUGUGAACUCAGGACUCAUCUGUUUUAGGUGCAGCUUGAGGCACUGAAGCCUGUAGAUUAUCGUUAUUGACUCUUCGUACUGGGGUAGAGCCUGGAGGCCCCAGUCAGGGAUCAGGAUACCAUUGUGCCAAGCAGUGUACACACACAACCUAAAGAUGGUUCCAGCCCCAAAGCAUGUGGGACAUCUUAAGCACUAAUAUGGGUUCCACUGACAGGUACCCUGUGUGUCCCUGCUACAUUAGCUCUCUGGGUGGAUAGGAUAUAUAGUAUGUGUUGUGUUUGGAGCCACCAGGUGGUAUCCAGAAUAAGAAACUUACUGUACCUAGUUCUAGGCUCUGCUGUCAUCUAUGUGCUCUGUGAAGAUCCUAGAAUGAGCUGCUCUUUAUUCAUUCUAAAGUUAUUUUGAAAACACUGAGUGAAGAUAAAAAGAACUGGGUGAGUGGGGUGUGGAAUUGCUACUUAUCUGGGGAAGGAAGGCUCUUCCUUUUGCAACUGUUUAAAUUUUUCAUUUGGCAGGAAGCUAAUGCCCAUAAGCUCCCCGUAAUUUGGGAGCCUGGCAAUGUAACAAAGAAUUUUAGAUUAUUUUUAAAGUAAGUUUCUUUCCCUUUCACUGUGAAGAUACCCUUCGUACAUUAAACCAAUAUAACCUGAUUGCUAGUUCUGAAUAUUUGUUGUUUAUUUUUCCUGGAUUCACAACCUCUUCAUGGUUCAUUCUGUACCCAAAAAGACCUGGCUUUGGGGAUCCAUGAAAAUUGUGGCAACAGAACCCUCCAUUUUGGUUCAACCCACAUGGAAAUAUUUUGGGUUGAAAUUACCCAAAACAUUUUGGUGAGAGUCAGUUCAAAAUAAAACUGUGUUUCCCUGUUGUGGCUCAUUGUGUUAUGGGAGUCAUAGUUCGGGUGCCCAUUUUCUUCUAUGGGCUGAGCUCCCUCGUCAGGGCCAGCUCUAGGCACCAGCAUUCCAAGCCCUGUCUCUGGUCACACUACCUCUCCCUUGAGGCAACAGUCUUCCCAGUCACUGAAUGCUGUGGUGCAUCAUGGGAAUCAGAUGGCUGCAGGUAUAUCAUGGAGAUGUAGUCCAACCAGGGAAUCUGGCCCAUUAGGGAGGUUGGCGGCAUCGGGCAGCCUGAAUUACAGCUCUAAUGAAACAAUGAAGCACAAUGCACCACAAUAGG
This is a messenger RNA of Trachemys scripta elegans, 2218 nucleotides long. RefSeq lists its product as uncharacterized. The transcript has 5 exons. Bases 36 to 788 code for a protein of 250 amino acids. Lineage: Eukaryota; Metazoa; Chordata; Testudines; Emydidae. The record is from RefSeq and is a predicted model, not a curated record.